Molecule: messenger RNA, 998 nt
Organism: Papilio machaon (common yellow swallowtail)
Lineage: Eukaryota; Metazoa; Arthropoda; Insecta; Lepidoptera; Papilionidae
Product: ceramide-1-phosphate transfer protein
Exons: 5
Coding region: 93-728 (211 amino acids)
Biological process (GO): ceramide transport; intermembrane lipid transfer
Cellular component (GO): membrane; cytoplasm; cytosol
Molecular function (GO): ceramide 1-phosphate binding; ceramide 1-phosphate transfer activity
Source: RefSeq, a predicted model, not a curated record
CAGAAUGGUCGUGUCAGUUUGAAAGUAAAAAGCCUGUGGAGAGGGUGUUAACCCAAUUUUUAGAGUGUUUGAAAAAGUAGAUUAUAAAAGAAAUGUCUAAUGAACAUACCUUAGAUUUGCAUUAUGUUCAUCAGAGCUUCCAAAGAAGUCUAAAAGAAGAAGAUGAUGUAGUGAUAGAGGCUUAUAUUGACGGAUACAAUGAGCUAGUGAAGUUCUUAAACCUGAUCGGGUCAGUAUUCUCUUUUGUGAGUAGUGAUGUAAAGAGCAAAAUAAAGGUGAUGGAAAAACAUAGAGAAGGUGACGAUGCUAUUUAUUACGAGUCCUUUAAGAAAAUGAUGAAGUACGAAAAAGAGACUUGCUUACACGAAAAUAAUGGUUUUGUUUCUGGUUCAAGGACAAUGUUACGAUUACAUAGAGGAUUAGAUUUCAUCAGAUUAUUUCUGAAACGUCUUAGUGAUUCAGAUGAUGCAGUUAACACAUGUACAACUUGCCAGUCAUCAUAUAAUGAAACAUUGGCUGAAUUCCAUCCUUGGUACAUCAGGAAAGCAGCAACACUUGCAAUGCAUGCACUCCCAACAAGACCUGACUUAUUGAAAAAGAUCUUCGGUACCGAGGACAGGUUAACUGAAGCGAUGACCAUACUGCCACAAACUCUUCAAUCUUGUGAUGAGGUAUACCAAAGAGUGGAACAACUUUACACGGACUUCGACUUUCACGGCUUGCCAUAAAUUAACUAGCCAAAGAAUCAAACAUAUCGGUAUAUAUACGUGGGUUUUCAAUGUCGAAACACUUGCAAAAAAAAACAUAGUCGUUUCUAAUCUCUUCGGAAAACUAUAAAUAUUGUUGGCAGUUUCGGCAGUGGAAAAUCACGAAUGCAGUAUGCGAUUCAUGUAUGGUGUAUUUGAGACGCUACGGUAAAUUGUGAGGAAAUGUAUUAACUACUAGGGCAGCAUAAAAACGCAGGACUCGUAUGGUAUGCGACUCUCCCGGCUGCAUAC